AUGAAGCUUGAUAGUUACUUGCAGUUGUUUUUUCUCGGUUGCUUCUACUUUUCUUGGUUUUUGAGUUCUCCAGCUGAAGCUGUGAGGAAGUAUCAGUUUGAUAUAAGAGUGAAGAAUGUGAGCAGGCUUUGCCAUGCAAAACCAAUUGUCACCGUGAAUGGAAGGUUUCCAAGACCGACCAUCUACGCAAGAGAAGGAGAUCGAGUUCUUGUCAACGUCACCAACUAUGCACAAUAUAGCAUCUCUAUUCAUUGGCAUGGGUUAAAGCAAAUUCGUAAUGGUUGGGCGGAUAGACCUACAUACAUAACACAAUGCCCCAUCAAGACUGGACACAGCUACACCUAUGAUUUUACUGUCAUGGGACAACGAGGAACACUAUGGUGGCAUGCACAUAUUUUAUGGCUAAGAGCUACUGUCUACGGUGCCAUUGUCAUCAUGCCGAAAGAAGGAAGGAUGUUUCCAUUCCCUCAACCUCAUGGAGAAAUUAAAAUAAUUCUAGGGGAAUGGUGGAAUUCAGACGUUGAAACGCUUGUAAACCAAGCCAAUAAGUUGGGGUUGCCACCACCAACCUCUGAUAGUCAUACGAUCAACGGGAAACCGGGGCCACUUUUACCGUGUUCUUCGAAACGUAAGUACCAGCUUUAG
Messenger RNA from Gossypium arboreum, 645 nucleotides. Its product is annotated as laccase-11-like. The record is from RefSeq and is a predicted model, not a curated record. Bases 1 to 645 code for a protein of 214 amino acids. The transcript is spliced from 4 exons. Gene Ontology annotation, molecular function: copper ion binding; oxidoreductase activity. Lineage: Eukaryota; Viridiplantae; Streptophyta; Magnoliopsida; Malvales; Malvaceae.